GUAUUAUCAACACCGUAUUAACUUACAAUAAAACAUAAAUUUCAGAUUGAAGCAGAUUUUAAAGAAUUAUACCCAGAAAAACAAUUUAUGAUUACGUCGAAAUGGGCUGAAACGUUACCAAAGCUUACGGUUUACUACGAGGAACACGUAAAAGAUAAAUACUCCAGAAAACUUUUGACAUCUGUAAAAGGCAUAACCGACACAAAUUCGAAAGACUGCAUUUAUUUCAUGCUGCUUCACUCCAUUUUAAAACCAACUCAUCGGUAUAUAAUUAAAGAAGGCGAAUUAAAAGUACAUCGUAAAGCAACAAUUCAAAAUUCCGUGAGCAGCUCUAUUUUACAUAUUACCAGUGUAAAUGAUUUGCAACAUCAAAUGGAACUACGUAGAAAUAAGUCUAUAGAAUCGAAAACGCCAAUACAGCCCUUUUCAAUUGUAGUGGGCUCUGAUCUAUUGAGUUUAACUGAUUUUUAUGUGAGCUUUCGUUAUCAAAAAUUUAAAUUCAGCUCAUUUAUAAUAUCUUUGGAUAUUUGCUUUAAAAUUUAUCAAAUAUUCUCUUUAAAAUAUCCUGAUGAGUCUCAUCACGUGUGGAGUUUUCUUCAACAUUACUUUUAUGAUAUUUCUACUCCUUAUGACGUAAAGAAGCCAUGUGUAAACAAAUAACAUAUUUUCAGAUUUGUUUUAAUGACUAAAAUGUUGUGUUUUAAAUGCUAUACAGAUUUUGUUAUCUUGACAGCUUUAUACUCUCAUUUCGUAUCAUAUCAUGGGUUAAGUGAAGUAGAUAUCUAUAGAUGUACUCACAAUAAUUGUAAUCAAGAGUACACAAGCUUAAAAAGAUUUAAGGUACAUGUUAAAAGGCAUCUGAAUUUAAAAUCUUUUAAAAAGACUAAUAAUGUUAGCAAAACAAAACAAUCAGACGUUAACUUAGGAA
Messenger RNA from Rhagoletis pomonella (apple maggot), 928 nucleotides. RefSeq lists its product as uncharacterized. The record is from RefSeq and is a predicted model, not a curated record. Bases 88 to 660 code for a protein of 190 amino acids. Lineage: Eukaryota; Metazoa; Arthropoda; Insecta; Diptera; Tephritidae. The transcript is spliced from 2 exons.